This is a messenger RNA of Daldinia decipiens, 2311 nucleotides long. Its product is annotated as alpha/beta-hydrolase. Bases 352 to 2106 code for a protein of 584 amino acids. The transcript has 3 exons. Gene Ontology annotation, molecular function: carboxylic ester hydrolase activity. The record is from RefSeq and is a predicted model, not a curated record. NCBI's taxonomy places the organism in Eukaryota, Fungi, Ascomycota, Sordariomycetes, Xylariales, Hypoxylaceae.
GCUAUAUCACGUAAAGGAAUAAUCGCAUAUUACCUAAACCCCCGGUCUGCAUUUCUUAUUCCGUAUGCUACAAUGUAAUUGGCGAAUGUCUACGGAUUACAAUAUCAUCGCGUUGGUAAGGGAAGAAAGCCACGAUGUCCUACAUAAGGUAUAGUGCUGACGACAGCAUGCAAUAUCAUCGAAUUGCGGCUCGUCGUGUCGUUUAGCCUCCUUCUUAUCUUGGGUGGUGGCUUACCGGUAUCGUAAGUAAACAAUGAAUAUGAUUAAAAAAGCCAUUUUUUCCGUGCUUCCAGAAAACAACCUCGCAGUUACCUAUACAUUAGGUACCCAGAAGUAACCAGCGGAGGAAUCAUGCGACCUUUUUCCUUUUUCGGCGCAUUGCUGCUGCUAGGCCGUGACACUGUUAUAGCCGCGGGCAAUCCGCAAGUUGUCGACACCAAGAAUAAUGUUACGUAUCGAGGGUUCAAUCGCAAUGGUGUCGAGGCGUUCCUGAACAUCCCGUACGGACAAGACACAAGCGGCCCGAAUCGAUUCAAGCCCCCGCGAGCCUUCGUGCCAGAGUCGGGUAGCAUAAUCAACGCCGUAUCUUAUGGCCCCGCGUGUCCCCAGCCACUAGGAAAUGACUUCCUCCCGCUGGGAUUGACUAACACGACAGAGAUAUCGGAAGACUGUCUAAACUUAAAUGUGAUCAGACCUAAGUGCCUGCGCGCCAGGGACCGGCUUCCGGUUCUAGUCUGGAUUUAUGGUGGCGGCUUUUGGACGGGUCAGAACCGAGAGAUUACUACUGCGCCUGAUGGCAUGAUCCUUGAGUCUGUCGCAAACGGACUUCCCAUCAUUCACGUAGCGAUGAACUAUCGUCUCGGGUUCUUUGGAUUCGCACAAUCCAAUGCUCUUGAAGUCGAGGGUUCCGAGAACGCCGGGUUGAGAGACCAGCGGCUCGCUAUUGAGUGGGUUCGCGACAACAUCGAGCACUUCGGCGGUGAUCCUGAGAAGAUCACCAUCCACGGGCAAUCAUCUGGAGGCCUCGCUGUUGGCAUGCAGAUUAUGGCUUAUGGCGGAAGCAAGCCAGCUCCGUUCCAGCAGGGAAUAUGCGAAAGCCAAGCCCUAGAGCCAGGCAUCACAGCAAAUUUCACUAUCGACGCCUUACAGCUCGUCGUGGAUUAUGUUAGCUGCAACACGAGUGCCCUGCACUCGCCAGAGACGGUGGCGUGUUUACGGGAUCUAGACAUGGAUACUCUCUUGAAUGCAUCAGCGGCGACGCACCAAUCCGACAUCGCCCACAAUAUCGGCGACACCUGGUUGCCAGUCGUCGAUGGCGAUUUUCUUCCCGCUCCACCGUCCCAACUUAUAGCUGAAGGGAGAUUCGCCAACGUAACGGUUAUGAUGGGUUGGUGUGAGGACGACCUAACCCUAUUUACGGACACCAGUAUCUCUACCCCACAGGACACUCGCAGUUUUAUCCAGACAUACAUCUCUUCCGUGAGCGACGCCAAUAUUGACAAGCUACUUUCAUUAUACCCAUCUUCUGAAUUCGCCGCCAACCCGACAGCUAACCUGUCAAGUGAAUUCUACCGCACAGCACGCAUCUUCCGGGAUAUCCUAAUGGUAUGCGAGCCGGUAUACUAUGGAGCCGCGCUCGCGGCCAAGGGGAAUAGCGUCUAUCUGUACGACUGGAACCAGACGAUCCUAGAUCCCAUCUUAGAAUACACAGAUGGUGUGUCGGGGUUGGGCCCCAUCCACACAGCUGAGUUUGCAUACAUUUUCGGGAACAUAUCACACUACAACGUCUCCAACUACCCGUUCAAUCCCACCCCCGAAGACUAUAGCCUUGUGAGUCGUGGCUCGCGAUCAUGGUCGACAUUCACGAGCCGCGGAGUGCCAGGUCUUGAGGGCCACGACACGUUCCAAGGAUUCACGCCCUCUUUUCCUGUAGGUAGCCAAAGCAAUGCCGAUGGGACGUUCUCGGUAUUCGUUGCGGGAGGGCCAAGCGAGGGUUUCUCGGCCACUGACGGUCCUGGCUCUAGACCCGAAAUAGCCGCACAGAAGCUAAAGGAGAGAUGCGCUUUUAUCAACUCGGAAGAGAUCAUAAAUAAGCUUUACUAUUGAUUUAUAUAUAGAUAUUUGAUAUGAUCGCCACUUAUAUGACAGGUACCUACCUAACCUGCAUAGUUACAUCUUCAUAAUUGUACUUAAUAUCAUAAUACAUUUAUGUAGAGCUGACAAUUACGAAUCCGAACUUUCUUGUGCUAGGUCGGGACUGAUUAGCAUCCCCACGAUACAAAUAAAUGAGCACAUCAGACGAACGAGAGCC